UUUGACUUAUCAUUAGUGGAUCAUAAAUCGAGCUAAAAUGCAAUCCUCAAAGACCACCAUAGCCCUUCUUCUUGGCUGCAUUGUUCUUCUGGGACCAAUGAUGGAUGUGGCUCAUUCUCUUGAUUUGGCCAGAGCUGCUAAGUGCGCUGAAGUUGUUGCAGCAGGCACUGCAGCUUAUUUAAGCACCGCUCCACCCAUUAUUAAGAAAUUGGUAACCUGCUCUGGUUUCAAGGCCGCUAAACCAAAGGUAGCCGAUCAAAAGGAAUUGUUCUUGCUGAUCGGUGACUUUUUGAAAGCAGCGAUUGCUAAACCAAAUUGCGUGAUGUCUUCACUUCUUGAGACCCGAAACGUGUUGAAUAAGCAUGUCGAAAACUUCUUUAACGCCAAGUGCUUUGUUUAAAUAAAGACACCUGCCUGAGCAGAUGAUAUUUUCCAAUUUCUUUCAAGUACAUAAAUUAAA
Messenger RNA from Drosophila willistoni, 460 nucleotides. RefSeq lists its product as uncharacterized. Lineage: Eukaryota; Metazoa; Arthropoda; Insecta; Diptera; Drosophilidae. The coding region runs from base 38 to 400 and encodes 120 amino acids. The transcript has 2 exons. The record is from RefSeq and is a predicted model, not a curated record.